This is a messenger RNA of Sus scrofa (pig), 3209 nucleotides long. NCBI's taxonomy places the organism in Eukaryota, Metazoa, Chordata, Mammalia, Artiodactyla, Suidae. The record is from RefSeq and is a predicted model, not a curated record.
UCACUUUGGAUCAAACAGAGUUACCUGUCGUUCAGCCUGACUGUGUGAACUAUUUCAUCAGAUUAGGAGUGGGAAGGGGCAAAGCCUGGUAGUAAAGGGGGAAUUAUUUGCAGGUAUUUAUGUGGAUAUUUUUUCCUAGGACUUUAGGGAGAAGUGUGAUUGGUCGAGACACUACCUGUAUCCCUGAUUCUGCUUGUCGUUAACAUUGUCCGACUUGUCAUCAAUGGUUUGUUUUGAAGCAAUACCUUACUCUUUUAUUCCUUGACAGGAGAAUCUUUCAAAACCAUACUUUCUUUGUUUAUGUCUCAGACGAACGUGCUGAAAGGAGAGAGGUGAACAUAACAGCCCUGUAUGGAAAGUGUCAUUUCAGAUCUGGAGUAAAUGCUUCCCAGCCAGUUCCCCACGCACACUCUCACUUCCUCUGAAACGGAGGUCAGCACCUUCUUCCUGAUUGGAAUCCCAGGCCUGGAGCAUGUUCACCUAUGGUUCCCUGUUCCCACCUGCCUCAUGGACCGGGGCAUCCUUGGCAACUGCAGCAUCCUCUUUGUGAUCAGGACGGAGCCCUCAAUCCCUGCGCCCACGUGCCACCUCCUUUCCCUGCUGGCUGUCUCGGACCUGCGGCUGUCGCUCUCAUCCCGCCCCACUAUGCUGAGGAUCUUUGCUUUCAGUGCUACAGCAAUUCCUCCCAAUGCCUGCUUUGCUCAAGAAUUCUUUAUCCAUGGAGUCACAGAUCUGGAGUCCUCGGUGCUCCUGCUCAUGUCUUUGGACCGCUUUUUGGCCAUCCGUAACCCUCUGAGAUACAGCUCCAUCCUCACCAAUGCCAGAGUGGCCAAAACAGGCCUGGCAUUUCUCACUAAAAGCAUGCUCUUGGUGCUCCGAUUUCCUUUCACUCUUAAAAGAUGGACCUAUUGUAGGAAAAACCUACUCUCUCACUCUUACUGUCUCCAUCAGGAUGUCAUGAAGCUGGCCUGCUCUGACAACACGGUCAGCUUUUUCUAUGGUUUCUUGGCUGCCCUCUGUAUGAUGACAGACGGCGGGUUCACUGCUGUGUCCUGUGUGUUCAUCCUGCAGACAGUGAUGGGAACUGGAUCCCACAAGGAGCGGCUCAAGGCCCUCAACACCUGUGUCUCCCACAUCUGUGCCGUGCUCGUCUUCUAUGUGCCCAUCAUUGCUUUGGCCUCCAUGCACAGCUUUGGCAGGCACAAACCCCCGGGGGCCAUGAGCCUCAUCGCUGACAUUUUCUUGCUGGUGCCCCCUCUGAUGAACCCCAUUGUCUACUGUGUGAAGACACGGCAAAUUCGUGAGAAGGUUCUGGGAAAUUGGGUCUCAAAUAAAGGUAUGGGGAAGAGUCAGGGUCAGCCAGGGUCAGCCAGGGUCAGGGAAUCCAAUAAUACCUUUCUAAGCAACAUACUCGGGAGGGUUCAUUCUUAUCUUUCUUAAUCCUGCCUGUAAUCGGUACAACAUAAGGACUGGGCAUUGACGUUUGAAAGCUUAGGAAUGGCAUGGCCAUUGACAUAUGUGUGUAAGAUAGUUCUGUAAUAUUAUUAAAAGCUCAAAUCAAUACACAGAUGUGGAAUUUUACAUAUACUGUUCUAUAGCACAAGAAUGAGUACGCAUGGAAAUAGAGAUUACGCUCCCUUGUAGAGAACAGAUAUCACAGGUUCUAGAGGCUAAAGACAUUACCCCAAUCAGACUGUAUUUGUUGAGGGGACUUGAGUCAAUUUCAUAUGAAUUCUUGUUUUCCCAUUUAAGUGAGAAAGCCCAGUGUCAAGUAUGAGCUACUUAAGUAUUUUCUCCCUUUGCUCUUUUCUUAACAAUCAAAUAGAGGCAGCCAGUUUUUCUCUUGUACUUUAGGCUUCUAGUAGCCUUGAAUCAUGACCAUAAACUCUCUUAUAACCUUCUUUAAGACAUGCGAGGUUUUUUUUUCUUCUGCCUUACAACAGGGUUCCAAGUAGUCAUAGAUACUGAAAGGAGAACAGAGGGUUGAUUCCACUCUUGGUAAGAAAAAGAAAAGCUGGUAGCACAGUAAUUUUUAAAGCAUAGAUAUUCUUGAUUAAUCUGACAUGUAUGUUCAACAAUAAUAGUUCUCAUGCUUACUUAGGGACUUGAAUUUUGGUAUUUGACAUAUUCAGUGACACCAGACAAGCUAGAAAUGGUUUUAAACUAGCGGGAAAAAAAGUGACUAUAUAUUAAGCAAUACAGUCAUGCUUAUGCAUAUAUCAUUCCAUUUUUAAAAGAUAGAUAGCCAAAGAUGUUUAUUUAUCUCAAAUUAUUUCCUGUAAAAUUCAUUUGUUUCUUAUUCACUUUUUAUUCCUGAGUAUUAAGUAGGCGACAAAGUUGUAAAAAUUUAGACUAAGCCAGAGAACUCAACAAUUUAUGCUGAGAAGCAGAAGAAAAUUACUCAUAAUACAUUUCAGUAUUUUCCUUCUCCAGUAGAACUCACAAAUACUUUUAUUUAUGUUACAAAGAAUCAUUUUGAAGAAGUUGUUCUCUGAUGGCUAAAUAUUCACAUGGAUUAGUGGUGUGUCCAGGUGAGUUUACCUGGGUACUUAUUGUUCUGUAGAUGGCGUUGUCUUGAUGUCCACGGCUUAAUCAAGAAAAGGAGGGACACCUUUUGUACCUCCUCCCAGUUUAUAUUACUAAGUUGUUUCUCUGUGGCCCCUAAUAUUCUCCAAUGAUGUUAUUAUUAUUAGUUCACAUGUCUGUCUCUCUUACUCAUAUUUUAUUUCCUUGAAAUAACUGCAUACAUCAAAUUAAUUGGCUCAUCUCCAGUGCACUGUCUAUGCAUGACAUCUGGAUAGAACUCUGAUACAUUUCCCAACUCAGUCUGGGAAAAAAAAGCAAUCAGAACAACUACCAUAAAACUUUUUCGCAAAUCAGAGUAUGAUAAUAAAUUAUAAGCACAGAGACGAUCUGGAAUGAUGGAAAACUUACUGCCAAUACAUUUUAAGUCAAAGGGACUGCCCUAAAAGCAGCUCAUGUCCUGUUUAACCACAACAAAAACAAAAAAAAGAGCCAACACUUUUGUCAUGAAGGAGAAUAUUCAUUCUCUGGGCAGUUUUUGCCUUCGACUCAGAAAUUCAAAUCUUUACAAUGGCUCAAGUUGUAAGAUUUCUAAAAAGCCACUUCUCUGGGAGUUCCCAUCAUAGCGCAGCAGAAACGAAUCAGACUAGGAACCAUGAGGUUGUGGGUUCGCUCCCUGGCCUCGC